AGAUGCCAUAACUUUCGAUACAGGGACUGGAUCGGCUGAAGUCCGGCUGAAGUCGGACUUCAAAAUGGGAAAGCAUAAAUCAUCUCUUCAAGAUGAAAUCCUGGUGGGUUUUAUGAAAGACAACCCGGACUUGGCAAAAGGAUUUGUGAAGGGCGACCGAGUUGUUGUCGAUGCCAAGUGGGCAGAGCUUUGCGGCGCUCUCAAUGCUGUUGGGCCGCCAAUCAAGGACGCAUUGGGUUGGAAAAAGGUUUGGGCAGAUUGGAAAACGAACAUCCGCAAGAAGAUGGCGAAAAACAAAUCAGAAACUCGAGCUACAGGUGGAGGGCCCUUCGCUCAGCAAUCGCUUGGGGAAUUGGAGGAGGAAGUGGCCAAGCUAUGUGGCCUCUACGAAAUGGUGGAAGGAGUAGGUGGCCUAGCGUAUGGACUUCCCCCCCGUACGACCAAGGCGGCCGACACUGGGGUUAAGUGCGUGAUGGAAGACCCCAUUGAGGAGGAACCCUUAGAGAAGGACGAACCCUCAGAGAAGGAGGAGCCCAUGGCGAAGCGCCGUCGAACUAGACCAGUGCAGACCAUGGACCUCAACGAUCUCUGCGCUGCUCAGCUGGAUGAAAUGUCGGCAAUUUCCAAGAAAAUUUCGGAACAUUUCGAACGAAUGGAAUCGUUAGAGAAGAAGAAGCUCGAGGUCCAAAAGGCACUUGUAGACAAAUUUAGCCAAAUUUUGGACAAAUUUGCGAAAUAAUUAGUUUCCUAUUAGUUUUUUUGUGAAACUUAGCUUUAUUAGUUAUAAAGAAUAUCGAAUGAC
This is a messenger RNA of Drosophila pseudoobscura, 802 nucleotides long. RefSeq lists its product as uncharacterized. The record is from RefSeq and is a predicted model, not a curated record. The transcript has 3 exons. Bases 65 to 739 code for a protein of 224 amino acids. Lineage: Eukaryota; Metazoa; Arthropoda; Insecta; Diptera; Drosophilidae.